CGUCUCAAACAUUUCUCUCUCUCUCUCUCUAAGGUCUGGGAGAAAAAAAAAACACACAAAAGAACAGUGAUCGUCUAGAGAUAUACACUGACUCGGAUCAGUUGGGGAAAAAAAAUAUAGCUUUUGGAAUUUGAUACUUUUAAAAUCUUGAGUGAUCGGACAUGGCUUCUGGGAAAGAGCGUGACGCUUUCGUCUACCUCGCUAAGCUUUCUGAGCAAGCUGAGCGUUAUGAAGAGAUGGUGGAAUCAAUGAAAAAUGUUGCGAAAUUGAACGUUGAUCUGACCGUGGAAGAGAGGAACUUGCUCUCUGUAGGAUACAAGAACGUGAUUGGUUCUAGGAGAGCUUCCUGGAGGAUCUUCUCUUCGAUUGAACAGAAAGAAGCUGUGAAAGGGAAUGAUGUUAAUGUAAAGAGGAUCAAAGAUUAUAUGGAGAAGGUUGAGUUAGAGCUUUCAGACAUAUGCAUUGAUAUAAUGUCUGUGUUAGAUGAGCAUCUGAUUCCAUCGGCUUCUGAGGGUGAAUCAACUGUCUUCUUCAACAAGAUGAAAGGUGACUAUUACCGCUACCUUGCAGAAUUCAAAUCAGGGAAUGAGAGGAAAGAGGCUGCUGAUCAGUCUUUGAAAGCCUAUGAGAUUGCUACUACUGCUGCUGAGUCUAAACUUCCACCAACACAUCCUAUCAGAUUGGGUCUGGCUUUGAAUUUCUCUGUCUUCUACUACGAGAUCAUGAACGCACCUGAAAGGGCAUGUCACCUUGCUAAGCAGGCGUUUGAUGAUGCUAUCUCAGAGCUUGACACACUGAAUGAAGAAUCUUACAAAGAUAGCACCUUAAUCAUGCAACUCCUUAGGGACAAUCUGACCUUGUGGACUUCUGACAUCCCAGAAGAAGGAGCCGAUGAUUCCAUUAAGACUAAUGGUUCUACUACCAAAGCUGGUGGAGAUGUAGCAGAGUGAUCUGAUGUGUACUCCCGCAGCAGCAGCACUGGUCAACAUGUUUCAAGAACAACUGAAUGUGCGGUGAAUAAUAACGAAACUUAGAGUUCCUCUGUUUCCUGUAUUAUUAUUAGUCCCAAACCUCCUGGUUUGAAUGUAUUUUGAUGCCUGUCUCAGGACACUGCUUAUUUGUAAUUUAUUUUUCAGUACUGUCGUCUUACUAUAUGUCCUCACGGAUUCAAUCAUAUAUCCCUUCAUCUCUGAACUGUUCAGAGACAAGCUGUUUGGUUUA
Capsella rubella is the source of this 1221-nucleotide messenger RNA. RefSeq names its product 14-3-3-like protein GF14 mu. NCBI's taxonomy places the organism in Eukaryota, Viridiplantae, Streptophyta, Magnoliopsida, Brassicales, Brassicaceae. The coding region runs from base 162 to 950 and encodes 262 amino acids. Gene Ontology annotation, cellular component: cytoplasm. Gene Ontology annotation, biological process: signal transduction. The transcript is spliced from 7 exons. The record is from RefSeq and is a predicted model, not a curated record.